Molecule: messenger RNA, 2258 nt
Organism: Pristis pectinata (smalltooth sawfish)
Lineage: Eukaryota; Metazoa; Chordata; Chondrichthyes; Rhinopristiformes; Pristidae
Gene: dcph1
Product: acidic residue methyltransferase 1
Exons: 6
Coding region: 372-1520 (382 amino acids)
Biological process (GO): DNA damage response
Cellular component (GO): cytoplasm; nucleus
Molecular function (GO): phosphatase activity
Source: RefSeq, a predicted model, not a curated record
CACCCCACCCGGCUCGUAGAGACGAAGAUGGCGAUGCGGCGAAUGAUGACGGAAACGGCCUCGGCGGAAAAAGAGGAGGAGGAGGAGGAGGAGGAGGAGGAAGAGGUCCGGUCGGAGCUUGCAGCGGGGCAGUGGUGACGAUGGGAGAGGAGUUUACUCCAUUUUGUGCUGGAUUUUCAUUGUGAUCUCGGUAUUGUUGCUAGCUGUUUUGUAUACAGGCCAUCCCCAGGUCUUUUGCAUACUUAACAAUUAAAGAUAGGUUGCCACAGAUACUCACUAAGGCCAUUGAUACAGUGCAUCGGCAUACGGAUACAUUUUUUGCACAACAUGGACAGGAAGGUGUUGAGGCAGAAAAAAGAGCCAUCGGUCUCAUGUCUAAGUUACGAAAUGAGCUGCAAACUGACAAGCCAGCACUACCUCUUACAGAUGGAUUACCAGAUGUUCCCCAAUGGAAUAAAUACCUAAAACAGCAACAGGCUCGACUGGGCUCUGAAGAAAAUGCCAGUUGGUUUAAAGCGCCCUGGUUGUAUAUGGAGUGUUACAUGUACCGUAGGAUCCAUGAAGCACUGCAGCUCAAUCCUCCCAUAUGUGAUUUUGAUGUAUUUAAUGAAGCAAAGACCCAAGGUUUCCUGGAGUCACAGCAAGCUAUUAAUGCUAUCUCUACCCACCUACAGGAAAUAAAUGAGAAAGUAAAAGGCUUUAAUGAAACCCAACUCAAAGCUGAGCUACUGCGGCUCUUGCAGGUUGCACUGUGGGGAAACAGAUGUGACCUUUCUAUUUCUGCUGGUGUGGCCAACUCUCAGAAAUUCAAUCCAUUGACUGCUCUUGAAUCUUUGAAGCCUUUCAUUUUGAUAGAUGACUUUGAAUUUGUUUGGAGCCACCUCAUUAAUAAUAAGAAAAAGAAAACCUCAGAAACAGCUCACACCCGAAUAGAUAUUGUCCUUGACAACUCUGGAUUUGAACUGGUGGCUGAUUUGGUUCUGGCAGAUUUUCUCAUCACCUCUCAACUUACUGAUGAAGUCCACUUUCAUGGGAAGAGCAUACCUUGGUUUGUUUCUGAUACAACCAAGAAAGAUUUUGACUGGACAUUGAAGCAGAUGAAGACAUCCAGCCACCCACAGAUGUCCAGGUGCGCUGUUGCAUGGGAAAAGAAUGUGACAAAAGGUGUUUGGAUUUAUCAGGACCACCCAUUCUGGACCCUCCCCCAUGAGUUUUGUGAUAUGUCCCUGGUUGCAAAUGAUCUGUAUGCUGAACUGCAGAAGUCAAACUUGAUAUUCUUUAAGGGAGACUUGAAUUAUCGGAAGCUAACAGGAGACAGGAAGUGGAGCUACACAGCUCCGUUCGAAACUGUUCUGCGUGGGUUUCAGCCAGCACCGCUGUGUAGCUUGCGGACUCUAAAAGCUGACGUUCAGGUUGGCUUAAAGCCCGGACUAGGUGAGCAGCUGGCAGGCUCUGAUCCUGACUGGAUGACCAGUGGGCACUACGCCAUUAUUCAGUUCAGCAACCCAUUUGGGAAAUAAGUGUUACAUGGUGUAUCUCCAAGUCCAUCUGGCUGGAUUGUGGGAGUCCUUCGUAACAAUAUGCUGUUUUAUUGUUUACAAUAUACUUACUGAUCUUAAGCAUGUUUGGUUUGAGCUUCCUAUAACUUAAUGUUUUAAUGGGAAAUAAUCUUGGGAAUAUUUCUUGUAAAAUGCACCAAAAAUGAAUAUGCAGAAAUGCAUUUAUAAAUCUUUAUGUACAUGUCAAAUGUUGCACAGAUGUUGAUACAAUAGGAUUAAAAAUGGAUCACUGAAAUGUCAAUUACCAGUUGCUUAAAAUACAAAAUACACGUUCGUUCAUGAUUAAAGUGGUUACCGGAGUUGAUGUGACAUGGUGCUUUCAAUUAACUUAUUUUAUCAGGUGUAGCAGCAACAUAUGAAUUUUACAAAUAGAAUUGGAGUAAGAUCUAUACCAGUUGUUUUCUCUAUAAAUAGGGAAACUAGCAAGAAUCACCUAAGCUUUAAGACGGAAGAAUUGUAUGGGGUAGCUUAAACCAAUCCAGACUGUGCAAAACCAAAUCAGUCAGAUUGUUUGCAUAUUCUACACACUUUAAUUUUAUUUUCCAUGAACUUCAACUUAAGUUGGGUGAUGUGUAACAUGAGUGCUUUAUCUGAUCAUGUUAUUUUUUGCCAGAUAUAUUGAAAUUGCCCUCUGACACACUCUGGUCUGAGAAUUAUUUGGGCCUUUGCUUGCUUCUUAAUAUUAAGUUAACGUGAUUG